Messenger RNA from Planococcus citri (citrus mealybug), 1576 nucleotides. Its product is annotated as vesicular glutamate transporter 3-like. NCBI's taxonomy places the organism in Eukaryota, Metazoa, Arthropoda, Insecta, Hemiptera, Pseudococcidae. Gene Ontology annotation, molecular function: transmembrane transporter activity. The transcript has 8 exons. Bases 278 to 1576 code for a protein of 432 amino acids. Gene Ontology annotation, biological process: monoatomic anion transport; transmembrane transport. Gene Ontology annotation, cellular component: membrane. The record is from RefSeq and is a predicted model, not a curated record.
AUUUAUAUUUACUUCGGUACAGCUAUUUUCCUUCGGUCACAUACCACUCCUGCCUUGAAAUUGAUUUCGCUAUAAUGUAAGUCUUUUCAGAGUACCAUACGCUGCAGCAUUUCCGGUCAUAUAUCCGCAAGUAUAUCCUGAAAUAUUUCCCGAACUAUACCCAGACGAUGAUGACGAGGAGACAACUGGUAACGUUCAACAAAAACCAUCCAAAGUGUGGAUUUUUAGGCGAAAUUUCAUCGGUGCUUUGGCUUUUCUUGGGUUCUUCUGCGCGUACAUGAUACGAACAAAUUUAAGUGUGGCUGUGGUAGCGAUGACCGUUCCUGAUCCAAAAGUACCCAAUAGUACAGCACCUUUCAACUGGAAUUCGAAAGAGAAAGGUACUUUACUCGGAGCUUUUUUCUACGGAUACCUUUUUACCCAGAUUGUUGGAGGCUGGCUGAGUAUCAAAAUAGGUGGAGCUAAGGUAUUCGGAGCUGGAAUAUUGGUAUCUUCGAUAUUAGCUAUAGUUACUCCGCAAGUAGUACCUUUUGGAAUAUUUGUAUUUGUCGGAGUACGAGCUGCCCAGGGAUUCGUUCAGGUUGGAGCAAUAACUUGUGUAUGGUGGCUUAUUUGGGUCAUAUUUGUUCGAGAUGAUCCCCAACGUGAUCCAUGGAUUUCAGACGAAGAACUCGAAUAUCUAAAAUCCACUCUUGGAGAAAGCGAACAUAAAGAUGUAAUUUCAAAUGUUAUUUCCAAUAUUGGUAAAUUGAUAAUCAUCAAUAAUCGAUAUUUUUUUGGCUUCUAUUGCAUUUUUUAUUUUUAUUCUCAACUUUUCUGUAAAAUGCAGGACAUAUUUAUUUUUUCAAUAAAACAUCCUUGGUUGAAAUUCUUCACGUCGAUGCCCGUCUGGGCGAUUGUUGUGUCACAUUUUUGCCAAAAUUGGGGCUUUUAUACCAUGUUUACUAAUUUACCUAGUUUUUUUAAAGAAACCCUACAUUAUGAUAUAACCAUGUCUGGAGUUCUUUCUUCGUUGCCUUUUUUAGUCAUGAGUGUUGGAUUACCUAUCGCUGGAUUGAUCAUUGAUAAAAUCAGAAGACUGGGAAUAUUUUCGAUUACCACAAUUCGAAAAUUAUUCAAUUGUGGAGCAUUUCUCACACAAUGUGGAUUCAUGUUCAUGGCCACUAGAUUUCAAGAACCAAAGAUUUUAGUUGUAUGUUUAACUUUCGCUAAUGGCAUUGGUGCCUUCGCUUGGGCAGCUUUUGGCGUGAAUCAUUUAGAUAUUGCACCUCCACACGCCGGAGUUCUUAUGGGAAUUAGUAAUAUGAUGGCUACAUUUUCAGGUGUCUUCAGUACACAGCUGACUGGAUACGUUGUUGUACAAAAAACUCUCGAAGAAUGGAACACUAUAUUUUUAGUAUCAAGCGGCUUCUACCUCCUCGGAGCCCUUUUCUACUUGAUUUUUGGCUCCGGAGAGAAACAAUCGUGGGUUAUAGACUCGUCGACGACAUCCAAACCGACAGGUCCAACGCGAUCACCGACAAGUAUAGAUGAAGAGGAAGACGAUGACGACGAAGGCAGUGAAAUCAUGAGCUGA